Messenger RNA from Octopus bimaculoides (California two-spot octopus), 6676 nucleotides. RefSeq lists its product as uncharacterized. Gene Ontology annotation, molecular function: RNA binding. NCBI's taxonomy places the organism in Eukaryota, Metazoa, Mollusca, Cephalopoda, Octopoda, Octopodidae. The record is from RefSeq and is a predicted model, not a curated record.
UGUGUGUGUGUGUAGUCGGUGCGCGUAUCUGAGGAAGCAAACUGACUGCGUGUAAAACCGCACAGAAUCUGUUGGACCCCGCACACACAAACACAUACAAAUAACAUACGCACACAUCUAUCGCCAUACAUGCACACAUACACAUUCAUACACUUCCACACACACAACACGAACAUGUUUUAUUAAACUUCUAGCGAGCAAGAGACUGCCUGGAAGUAUUUUCACUCGGAUUCUUGUGUAUAUAUGUGUUUUGUGCUGUGUGGGGUCUAUAUAAUACUGACACACACACACAAAUAUAUGUAUAUAUAUAAUAUAUAAUAUAUAUAUUGUGUGUAUAUAUAUAUAUAUUUAUAUAUAUACAUACAUAUAUACAUAUAUAUAUAUGUAUAUAUGUAUACUUGUUGGAAUCAGGUAUUUAACGCAAAAGAACACCAGGAGUGGAUAAAAAAAAAAGCUACGCGGAAUACAUUACGAUCAAACUUGCCCCUAUUAUUAUUAUCCGGCACUUUAAACUUACCAAUUAUUUGAAACAUAUCUACCAAGCUACCCGUCUGUCUGUCAGUCUAUCUAUCUCUUUUUAUAUAUAUAUAUGUAUAUAUCGUAUAUAUAAAAGCAUUGUUAUUAUUAUACACAAAAUUUUAUAUAUAUACAUGUGCUAUAUAUUAUAUAAUACAUAUAUCGAAUCUACUCGUCUAUAUACAUAUAUAUAUAUAGAUAGAUACAUAGAUCGAUUGAUCGAUACAGAGAGAAUAUAGAUAUAUAGAUGCAGUAAUAUCUGUAUACAGAGCUAACGCGCACACACAGACACACUCACAUAUAUACAUACAUAUACAUACAUAUAUAUAUAUAUAUAUAUAUAUAUAUAUAUAUAUAACCGAUUCCUUCUCGAUGAAGUCUGUAAAAGUGUUAUAAUUCUCAAAAACCAGGAUCGUAUAUUCUCUCCAUGCGUCUCUGACAAAUCAACGAUAUCUCCGAGCAACGGAUAUAUAUAAUUGUAAAUAUUCUGUAUAUAAUAUACAAAAUAUCAUAAACUUAUAUAUGUAUAUAUAUAUAUAAAUUCUUAUAUACAUACACAUAUAUAAACGAUCAUAUAGAUCGUGUAUUACAUCGAUACCAUAACAAAAACAGAAUCACACACACAAACCUACACACACAAACAUGUAAGUGUGUGUGUAUAUAUGUAUAUGUGUAUAUGCCUAUAUAAACAUAUAUAUGUACACACACACACGCACACACACACACCUAAACAGUUUGUUAACCAAUAAUAUUAAUAUUUCCUUCAAAGAACACAAACAACAGUAUUCAUACGUCUACACACGAAUAUACAUACUUCACAUCAUUUAAGGUAUACAGCUACCACGAUCAUCAUCGCCAACACUACGUGUAUGUAUAAAAAGUAUAUAACCCCCAAAACACCAUAGAUAUUAUACACACACACACACACACACACACACACGCGCGCGCGCAUAUAUACAUGCCAAUAUUUAUAAACAUAUACAUGCAUAGACACAGAUAAAUAAAUAUAUAUAUAUAUAUAUACAUAUAUAUAUUACGGGAAAUACAACUACAGCAGCGAAAGAAAAGGAAAAGAAAAAUAUAAGCCAAGUGCAGCAAAGGAAAGGAUAUACACACACAUAUAUAUAUAUACAUAUAUAUAAAUAUAUACAUAUAUAUAUAUAAAAUAUAUGCGUGUGUUAUAUAUAUAACACACGCACGCACACACACACACACAUAUAUAUCCUAUAUAUAUUCUAUAUAUACAUAUAUAUUUAUAUAUAUAUAUAUAUAUAUGUAUAUAUAGAUAUAUAUAUACAUACAUAUAAUACGAAACAAAGCGUCGCCUGAGCUAUUGUAGAUCGACUAAGCUGUUGCAGCGGUUGUUGUAGGUGGUGGUGUUCCCGCCGCCGCCGCCGCCGCAGCCGUACUACUUGUUAUCCUUAUCCUUACUAUUAUUAUUGUUGUUGUUGUUAUUACUAUUAUUAUUACUAUUAUUAUCAACAUCAUCAUUAAUAUUAUUAUUAUUAUUAUUAUUGCUGCUGCUGCUGGCUGUAGUUGUUGUUUUUGUAGUUGUUGUUAUUAGCUGGUGUUGUUGUUGUUGUUCCUCUCAACGGCAUCAUUUUUCGGCAUGAGAUCAAACGAAAUGACGGCACAUACUAGUCCCUCGCUCAACACGGAGACUUCGAUAUCGCUAAGUCAAAGUAUGGACUCGGUUAAUACAACACCCGAGGAAGAGUUAAGUACCUUAACAACCAGAGGUCAAUUUGAGACUGAAGAAAACCUUACCAGUACAGAAACCUCACCUACUGUCCGUACACUCUUUGUCAGUGGUUUGCCCAUGGAUGCAAAGCCCAGAGAACUGUAUUUACUUUUUAGGGCAUACAAGGGAUAUCAAAAUGCUUUGUUAAAAGUGAUGGGAAAACCAGGCAAAAAUUGUGGUUAUGAAGGGUCACUGUUAAAGGUCACCAACAAAAAUGGCAAAAACACUUCUCCUGUGGGGUUUGUCACCUUUAAUUCAAGAGUUGAAGCAGAGGCAGCUAAACAAGACUUACAGGGUGUAAAAUUUGAUCCCGAUUUGCCACAGACUCUCCGGCUAGAAUUUGCUAAAAGUAACACAAAAGUCACAAAGCCUAAACAGCAGUCUCCGCAACCGGCAGCAACACAUCCAACAAUUAUACAUCCACUAACAGGGCAAGAAUUAGGUGCAGCAUUUUUCCCUGGAAGUCCUGAAGCCUGGACUCCUCAUCCUUUGGCCUACCCAGAACUGGCCCCUGCAACAGCUACAGCCAUUCACCAUGCUGCGCUCAUCCAGCAUCCAGCUCUAGCCCAGGUACCGGUACGGCAUGCUUUCCAGGAGACAGUAUUUUCAUCAAUGUUCCAAAAUGUAAACCCCAAUUAUCAGAAAAUCUUGGUUCCAGAAAAUACACAUCGGAUAAACACUUCCUUAUCGGAUACUGGUUAUCCGAAAUACAUAGGAAGUAUGAUCCCCAACCAGAUCCAUCCCACAUCAAUGAUAGCACAUCCAUCUACAGUACAAGCAACUGUGCCUCAUCCGCAGAUUGCUGCCACACCAAUCUUGACUAGUCCUGUGGGAACCAAUAGCACUACACCUAGUCAACCCAAUGCUCCAUGCUCCACAUUGUUUGUUGCAAACUUAGGACAAUUUUCAUCUGAACAAGAGUUAAAAGAUUUGUUCAGUAGCUUCCCUGGGUUCUGUCGAUUACGGAUGCAUAACAAAGGAGGUUCUCCUGUAGCUUUUGUUGAAUUCCAGGAUGUGAGACAAGCAACUGAAGCGAUGAAUAGGCUACAUGGUUUUGUACUGUUGUCAUCAGACAGGGGAGGAAUACGGAUCGAAUAUGCCAAAAACAAGAUGGGAGAAGUGCUAAUGCCAAGUGUAUGUUGGAUGAAACCAGUCACAUCUACCACCAGUAUCGAGACUCGUAAAGAAGAUGUUCCAGCGACUGGUCAAUCUCCGGUGCAAGCUGCAGCAUACUAAAGAACACAUCACCAACACCGCCUUUCUAUUGACUACUUCUGCAGCUGUAGCAGUUGCUGUUGUUGUUGUUGUUGUUACUACUGCACUCUUCGAUUACUGAACAUGCAAAAGAAGAUUCUAUAAACAAAUGCAAAUGCGGCUAUCAUCAACAAACCUCUUUAUUUAACCUUUGUGUAGGUGUAUGUAUAUGCAUGCAUGUGUGUGUGUGUGUGUGUGUGGUGGUGGUAUUGGUUUGUGAUGGCUGUUGUUGUAGCGUGGAAGACUCCACUACUUCUACUACUACUACUACCAAUACAAUCCUUUUACAGGAUCAACAGACAAACUGAUUCAAUCCAAUCUGAUCCAGUCAGAUUAGCCAAGUGUCUGGUCAGCUUGUCAGGGAGGGGAGACGACGGACAUCACCACGGCAACGACCACCCACACCCACCAACACCACUACCAUUCCUACCAGGUGAACUGUGACCAAUUAAAAAUAAUUACAAUUUUCUUAUUAAUGAAAAUGAUCCACACACACGUUUAUAGACAUUUAUACUUUAUAUACAUACAUACAGGUACACAUGUUGUGUAUAUACACUUGUAUAUGUAUGUUUGCGGUUGGGUGUUUGUGUAUCAUAUGCAAUAUGUGUAUAUACGUGUACCUAUAUAUAUAUAUAUAUAUAUAUAUAUAUGCAUAUAUAUGUGUUGUUUUUGAUGGGUGAAGUGUAAUUGAAGUGAAAAACAUCAAUGAUGCAAACAAAGAAGCCAUAAAUUAGGGAUAGCAUGGGUGGCGGUGGUGGUGGAGGUGCAGGUAUAAAAAGAAAAGGAGGAGAAAAGAUGAGAAAGAAGGAAGGAUGAAUGGAUUGUUGUUGUGGAAAGAAGAGUCGAAAGGGAAGUUUGAUAGUAGACCUCAUCCAUGGCUGUGUGUGUGUGUGUGUGUGUGAGAUUGUUUAAUGGAUUUAUCAUCACUGUCUAUUCUUUCUUUGGAGGCAGUAAUUCUGAAUAAGAAACAAUUCAGAGCAUAAAGACCUGUCCAACCCAUGCUAGCAUGUGAAGCAGACAUACAAUGGAUCAUGGUAACAAUAUGCAUAUGUGUGUCUGUGUGUAUAUAUACGCACACACAUACACACACAUGCAUGCAUGUACAUAUAUGUAAGUGAGUGUGUGCAUGUAUGUAUGUAUAUAUACACACACACACAUAUAUACUGAAAUGCUGAAAUGGCUGGGCCAGGAAAGAAAUGUAUACACACAUGUAUACACAUACACAUUUUCUCAUACAUUCACAAAGAAUAAAAAGAGAUGAUGAUGACGAUGACGACAGUGUUUAUGAUUGAGAUGAUGAUGACGAUGACGACAGUGUUUAUGAUUAUGAUGGUGAUGAUGUUGAAAGUAUUUCAAGAAGAUUGAUCCAGUAUGAAAAAAAAAAAACAACAACAACAAAAAGGACAAGAACAACAUUAAUGAAAAAUAAAAUAUCUUUAAAAAACAAUUUUAAAUAUUUAAAAUGAAAACCUUAAAAAAAAAAAACAUUUAAAAAAAACUAAAAUAUAAAAAAAAUAACAAAAAAAUGAACGUUAAAUGUUUUAAAAAUACAAAACAAAAUGUUAAAAAUAAUGAUAUAAAUAUAGAAAAAAAAACAACAAAAAAAAUCAACGACAGCAAAAUCAAACAACGAUUGAUUGUUUUUUUACCACUACUACUACUACUACUACUACUACUACUACUACUACUACUAUGAUUAUUAUCAUUAUUAUCAUUAUUAUUAUUAUUAUUAUUAUUGCUACUACUACUAUUACUACUACUACUACUGUUGUUAUUACUAUUGUUAUUCAACUACGACAAAUUGACUCUUGCUACUAUGAAUUUUGCUGCUGCUACUACUAUUGCUACUACUACUACUACUACUACAAUUAUUAUUAUUACACCUACAGCAGCUAUCAAGAAACCAUUUUUUAUUGUUAUUACAUAAUAACUAUCAGUAAUUUUUCUUAUCAUUAUUGGAUUAUUACUAAUCAUUUUAUCUCAUGAUUUUUUUGUUAUUUUUUAAUUAAUUCCAUUAUUUUAUCUCCCUUUUUUGUUUCUCUUUUGUUACCUUGACAACCCUAAAGUCAACUUUGAUACAAAUGUAUGAAUGCCUUUAUGUAUGUAUAUGUGUGUGUGCAUGCAUACAACUGCGUACACAUACGGGUAUAUAUACAUAUAUAUAUAUACACCCCCACACACACAUACACAUAUGUAUAUAUAAAUGCAUGUCAUCUGUAUAGGCAAACAUAGUCCAUUGUUCCAGAAGAAGAAGAGGUGUGAGUGGUAGUGGUAGGGGUAACAGCAUUGGUGGUCAUAGCAAUGAUGCAAGCUCCAGAGAGAUUGCGAUGCAUGCCAGCAGCAUCACUGGAAAAAUGUUGAACUGCGUAGAUGCACAGUAGCACUUGGUGGUAUAUAUAUAUAUAUAUAUAUAUAUAUAUAUAUAUAUAUAUAUAUAUAUAUGCACACACACACACACACUCUUAAAACACACAGAUAUACAUGGACAGAUUUAUAGAUUAUUUAAGUUAUAUGUAUAUAUAAGUUUACAUCUAUAUGCAUAUAAAUACACCAUGUGUAUAUGUACAAGCAUCUAUAUAUAUAUGUGUGUAUAUAUGGAAGUAUAUAUGUACACACACACACACACACACACAGACAUGCACACACACACACACACACAAAGGUCUGCAAAGCACUGUGAUUUCAACAUAGAAAAGCAGUCCAGUACAAUAUCUAUAUAUAUAUAUAUGUAUGUAUGUAUGUAUGUGGGUGCAUGCAUGUGUGCUCCUAGUGUUAUGUAUGUGUGUUUUCUCUCUCUUUCUCUCUCUCUCUCAUGCUAUUUUACUUGAACUAAUAACCAUAAUUAAUAGAAUCCUUUUAAUGAGAUCAAUUUAAUUCAACGUUGUAAGGAGAAUGGAAUGUUGAAUAAGUAAAAAAGAAACUUUGGUGAAUGAAUGAAUAGAAAAGCACCUGGAAUUUUCGAUUGAUGGCUGGAGAUGGAUGUGUGAAUGUGUUUAGGUGCAAAAUAUAGACAGCAACAAAGAUGGCUACAUGGACAAACAAAUGUAAAUUGUAUACAAAAGCUAACUUCAAAAAGCAGCCUCUAAUGUAUUUGUUUUUUGUUUUGUUUUGUUUUGUUUUGUUGUUUAUUAAAAAUCUCUUUGUUUGUUCCUUGUUUACAUUUGA